UCUUCUCCUUGUCAAUGACUUUAUACACCCAUUCUCACCCGUGCUUGCUGGUGAAGCUACCCUUAUGGAAUAAGUUGACAGGAAUGAUACGUGCACGCCUAACAGUAGUCGAUUCUAAUCAUUGUCUUGUACCCAACAUGCAUGAAGAAAGAGUUUAAUAGCAUUUAAAUAGUUGUACAAACACUUCGUGCCUGUGGCCUCUGGAAGCAGAUCUACGAGACGGAAAUGAAAUGAUUGAGAGAGAGAAGCCCUAGUAAUUCAAUGUGACCAGCCAGCACCUAUUGGUUGGGAUUACUCAAGGUAUACCAAAAAGGUUGAGUGUCUCCUCGCCAUUCAUUUUGGAAUGCCAUCUAGGCGAGCAAUAGUUCUCCGUUUCCUUCGUAAUAUUUGGCCGAACCCUGAAAGAAAUAUAUAGGGCCCAAAAUCAUAAGAUUCUCUGGAAUCUCCACUGUUGCCUGACCCGAGCAAGUAGUAAGCAACUGUAGCGAGCACUGACUAGUUUCAGAGAGUCACUGCUUUUCUUCCUUGGAUUGGAAUACGCGUUCCAACUUACUGAGCUACUGGACAAAGAGGAGUAUAUACCCGGUCCAGGAAAGCUAGGGAUAGUUGUUGAUGCAAGGGAAAAACAAAAUAGCACAUCUGUUUGCUUGGCUGUCCCAACAAAUUACCUGCUCUUGACUGAGCUGACUGUUCGUUUCACUAGUCCUGUAGCAACUGAGCCACCAGCCCAUUUCGCUCCAACUUUCCUUGGUGCAUAUCAAGCUGUCCCUAGGCAUUCCACUGUCUCGCCUGCCUUGGAACCUGCUUAACUAACUACUGCUGAGCCAACUAGUGCCUUCCUUAUCACCAGAAAAAGCUACUUGUUAUAGUCGUUCAUGUAGCACUGUGCUACCAUUCCUUUCUACCCAACUAAACUAGUCAUUUACUCAACACACCGGUUCAAUAUAAAAAUCCCGAUGAGUAAGUUAAUUCACUGGGUCCACUAAGUCUUUCAAUGAACUCGCAUAAAUAAACUAUUCGAAGAACUCAGUCCAGUCCAAUAAGUAGAUUAACUUGAAAGUAAAAGAACUCCAACCUGGAAGUACACGCAUCAAGUAAGUAGCAGCAGCUGAAUGACCUGGAACCCGCAUCAAAGCCAGCCAGGUACGAGAUUCACUCUCCCGAGCCUCCUCUUUAUUCAGAAAUGAAACCAAGCCAUCUGAUCUAACCUUAGGAAGGCGGUAUGGAUUGACUAUAACUAACCAAAGCCAGUGAGUGGGAUCUCAUUGGUAGCCUAGCCUGGGAUAAGCAAGGAGCGCGCAUCACAAUCCAUAUGAGGGUGGAGUCGUUGGUUCGAACCCAACUUGUAUAUUCUAUAUAUAUAGGAAAGAGGAAUCUCUAGAAAGAAAAAGAAGUCUCUUAGUAGAGAAGAUAGAGAUUUUCUCUAUUGAUGUGAGCCUAUAUAGUUGAAGAGAUUGAAGGCUACCCACAAAUCUCAUAUAUAGACGAGUGGAAUUCAUAAAGUCACUUCGCUUCACUUUACUUCAAAGUCUAUUGAUCGAAGUAAUGCGGUUCACAUCCUCAUCUUCGGGUUGGUUGCAUAUUUUUUUCCUGUGUCCACCAGGAGUUCUCGCUACCCUUGGUGUGUGUCUUGGUGGAGUUAUGGUGGCAAAGAAUGCAUUCAUAUAGUUGAUGUCUUUUUGGGGAGAGGUGAGAUCCCUGUUUUUUUGUAGGCUUGGUCUGAGUGAGUCUGAGUUUGAAGAGUAAGCACUCUCACUUUCAAAUAAGAAAUAAGCCAAGCACAGUUGGAAAUUCUCAAUCUCUUUCUGCACUUUCACACAACAUAAAAUUGUGAAAAACGCUGAAGAAACAAUGCACUCCACUUAUGCUGAUUCAAACAUGCUAACAAGAAAGCAAACCCGAAGCGAGGUGAAAUAGGAUAGGGAGUUGGAGCUUUCAUCAACCCGGAACGAUAGUGGAGGAGAGCCCGGAUCCAGAGUUUGAUGGAAGGAGGAAAGGGUGAAUUCAACCGGUCUUUUAAUGCCAUCGUUCCUAAAUGUUAAUCCUCAUGCUGUCUACGAUCUGCUCAGAGUUGAAUUCAAGAGAUAGGAAUAUAAGACAAAGUUUAGAUUGACCGAUCUUGUAGAUAGAUUGGAUAAGAAGAUCCAACAAGCUCGCCAUGAGCAAUUAGUUCUCAAACUAGCCACCGCCUACGAGGGGUAUGUGUUAUACUCCCCCUCCUGACUUGAGCUGUUAUAAGAAAGGGACAGGAUCUUGCUCCAUAAGUAUGAGGAGAGUCGGUACAGUAGGCUCAUACACCAAUGCUUUUUCCCUACAACCGGAUCCUAGAGGAAAACCUAAUGCACAAUAGGUAGCUCUUAACUUCGUCUGGUUAUGCCCAUAAGUCAUCAUGAAUGCGAUAAUGCCCAAGAGUUCACGUAAAAAACUAGGCUCUAAGGUUAGGAUAAGAGCACUCUAAUCUAGUCUAGGUAGAUGAGGGAGAUCCACCUAAGCCCACCGUCUAUAAAGAAGCACACGAUCUAAUCUAGUCUUAUUGUUAGUCUCUCUAUAAAGAUGAUCCAUCACCUAAAGGGCGGACUCUGGACAGAAACUGAGGAUUUGCUAUAGGAAAGACCCUACCCUAUAAGUUAAGACAAUAUGCUACAUUCUAUGAUAUCCUAUUCAAUCCCCCGGUUAGCAUGCGAUGCUCGUCGUGCUAAUAAAUCCUCUCUUCUUAAAGCCCAACCCAAGUAGGACAAAGAAAUGCAAGUAAAUACCCUCGAUUCAUUCCUUUUAUGCGAGUGGGAAAGCUAGCUAGAAAUCAAUGACAAGGAGUAGAGCCUAGAGCAAAAGGGCCAGGCGUCAGGUUAGUUAAAGCAAGAAAGUCAAUGCUGGUGCUCGCUUAUUCAAUCCUUUUUUCUCUCCUCCUUUGUGCUAAUCACUAGUGCUAAGAACUAGGUCAAAAGGAAAGUCAACCCUUAAUACGGAGUUUUCUACUUGUUCUUACUUGUGUUAGUGAAGCCUGAUAGUUCAACUUGCCUGUCCAAAGUCAAUCUAUGAAAAGUCUUCCUUAUAGGCGCACCCAGCUGUAAGAGAGUAGAAGCAAUCGGAGUAAAUAAAUCCCAUAGUGAAAUGAGCGUUAGAUGUUGACUAGACAAAACUAGCUAAUACAUGUAGUAGGGUAACUUUGCCUUUUUUCUCGGUUAUGUGAAAAGGUAGAAAACUCGCUACACUUUAUAGGAAAUGAACUACUCUUAAUGCAAGCUAGUCAAGCUGGAUGAGUUGUUAGGAAUGGCUCAACCCAGGCAGCGCUAACCCUGUCUUUCCCAAAAAGUAUCGUCUUUCCCUAGGGAGGACAAAGAUUAACCAAUAGUAGUCCCGAGGAUUGUAUGAGCAAGGUCCGAACUGUUUCUAUUAGUAGCAACAUGAGGAGCCCCGAAGGGAGAAUAAGAAAGAUUAACCGACGCCGCGUUUUCAGAAGAAGCAAUUGGAUAAGAAUCAUACGCUGUGAAUGAGCAGACGAAUCGACCGAGGGCUUACACACAAGAACAGAACCUAACUCUACUUCUUUUUCCUCCUCUCCUCUUUACUGCCCCCGCUAUCAACAGGUCAGUAAAUAAAUAUAUGUAGUGGAGAAAGAAGAGUAGCCCCCCAGGUCAUCAAUUAGUAAUAGAAUAAUCCCAUCCCAGUAGUAGUCCUCUUGCCAACAAGAUUUGAUCUACUUAGACUAACGGAAACCAUGGCCUAGUUCCUCGAGUAGUUACUCGUUCUAAACUAAAUACGUUCGUAGCAGUAGCUGAAGAAGAAAGAGAUCACUAGAAUUCCCAAGGAAAUCUACAUUACUUGGCCGAGGAAGAACUAGAGUUGGCAAGGUUGACCUCAGCUCUGAGAAAUAAGAAAUCCGGCACCUAUUGAUUGAGCUCCAUCUAACAUAUCGAUAUCGAGACAUUUUCACGCUUUUGAUUUCUUUGCUGCUCUUUCCUCUAUUGCGGCGCAUGGAUAGGAUAGGCGGCUAGGAAUAAGUGAUUUUAAACCUGAGGCAGAAGACGAAGCUACCGACUCCAAUGUUGAUGCACAUUAACUAGGAGUUUUUGAGAUCAAGCAAUCAAUCCUCGCCUCGAACUGGUAUAAAGGAAGAAGCUGGUGGUGCAGGUUUGUAUCAAGUCAGAUGUAGAAUAUUUACUUUACAUAAAUGGGUUGCCCAAGGGAUACGAUUUCCGGAGUUCAGGAAUAAAAACUAGUUCGAUUCAAGGAAGAAGUUAGAAGCGGGUGGAAAAGAAUCCCGUGCCGGUUUACGUUCGCAUACAGUCGCAGGUGCGGAAGAAGUAGAAGCAAGGUCAAUUCCAGGCAGAACGUCAUUCGAUGCUAUUUCGAUUCAAGCAGAACUAGACCUGGCCACAAUAGUAGUUGAAGUAUUAGCACUCAGAAAAAUCAUAAGUAGAAUCGGGCAUGAAGAAAUGCUUUGGUUGAACCAGGCCUAUUAGCAUAUGCAUUAGCAGAUCUUCUCACUCUAGCGAUUUCAAGCGGACCCAUCUCCCUUGCAAAGCGUUAGCGCUAGCCAGGUCAAUAUCAAUAGUUCAUCUCUAUUGGUCUUACUUCACCCAGCUUCCAUAUCCAACUCAGACGUAGCUGCCUUCUGGCACUUUUUGAACUAUAUCCCAUGACUUGACCUUGCCCGAAGUCAACAAUCAAAGGUCAGAAUGAAACCGUAUCCACCCACACAAGAAACUUGCCCUGAAACUUAAACCGGCAGAACCGACUAUGGUUAGAGCUGGAUCUUGAUCUUCCUCGAGAAAAGCACUGAUCAAACCUGGAAUGCCUUACUAGCAGGAAUGAAAAGGUAUGUAUGAACCAACAAAGGUCAAGUUUAUAUAUAUUAGACAAGAUUUAACCUUCCUUCACCGUGGCUUACUUGGAUGGGAAAGUCGUAGAUACGCGUUCUAUUCUAGUCUAGAAUAGGAUCCAUGUAUAAACCAACAGUCCUAGAUGGACACGAAAAGUAAGGUGAUGAACGAACUUCAGAAUACAAUAAACAGAAUCAAAACAAGCAAGAGAACUCUUAAAAGAAAGAAAUCUACUGCUCUAUCAUUGACAGAUAUCUUUUAGUCUAUAGCCCGCCCUACCUAGGGGGAACUCACACUCGCUAGAAGGCAAAAGCACUUGAAACAGUAGUGAGGUAAGAAAUAAAACUACUCGCUUAUUCUCAAUAUGCCUGCUCUUCGAAUUCAAAACUCCUCAGCUAUACCCCUUUCUACAUAUGUAUAUAUGAAAAAGACAGCAGCUAUACAAAGCUUUAUCUCGCCACUUGAUAACUCGUUUGCUUCUGGCUUGGCUGUCUUACUGGAUUUCAUCUAUCCUUAGCUUACUGGCCUAAGAUGUAUAUGCUUGGAAUAUUCGUAAUCUCCCUCGUGGUUACGUUUUAUUAUCUUAGAAGGAGUUGCAACCUACAAGGCCUAUAACGCCGGCCGUAUCAGAUCUUUCCAUUGCCCUAUGGUCACUUGCUUAAAAACUGAAAAGAGACAGACUAAAAAAGAGACUGAACUUCACUUAGGCUUUCUCGCAAGCUUAUUAGAGCAUUGAAUUGACCUCUACUAAUCAAUGAGUAAGAUGGCUUGGAUUCUACUAAAUCCAAAUCCAAAUAAAAAGAAUGCUGGCUAGGGUGACGCUCGUGCUUCUUUCGAGUAAGGCAAACUGAGUAAGGGGUCGUGUUAUUAAGUAAAUUUCUUAGCUAUAAGCCUGGCCUUUCACUUUUAUUAGUACCCCUUUUUCCAACCUUUUCCAUUCCAUAUCUCACCAGUCUUCUUUCCCUGGGUUGUUCUUGAAACGCGUAUUAAGUACUUCCCUCCACAAGUCGAUCACACCAGAUCACAAAAGUAGGAAAGACCGGGUAUCAGAACUUAAAACUCAUAAACGUAAACUUUUCUCUUUAAUAGCUUCAGUACUCAUUCAUGCCUAUUGGCAAUAAUAUGUUUCAUCAUAAGAAUACCGUGAAACCUAGACAUAUUAAAAAAGUCCAUAACUGGGAUCUUCUCCACUCUCAUAGUUGCAACCAUGAAGCCCCACAAUUUAUUGAGUAGCGAAUGACUGAACAUCAGUCAUGUUUGAAUCAUGGAAUCGUAGAAUCAACGCAAUGAUGUGCUUCAUACUGGAAUCUCCUACUACAGCUGGACAGGUUGCGGGGUCUGCGGCUCCCAUUUCGGGGCACUAUUGCGGACCUCUAUUGGUCCCCUAACUUUUGCGGAGAAUCAAGAUCUAACACCUCAUUUCUUUUAUUUCUCUAUGAUAUUUUGGAAAGAGAUAGAUCCGGCACUGCACAAUCCUCUGGCCUUGGCCUCCCCGCAACCGGUCAUCUCUUCUUUUCAUGGAAUUGCUUGCCCAGCUGGAAAUGCAGUCAAUCAGGUCUCUCUGCGCCAGGAAAUGGUCCUCGAGUGCAAGGGCAGAAGGGAUCCAGAAGUAUGGUCGAGCAGAGACAUACCUUAUCUAAACUGGGUCUGGCUCCGGUUUCAUCCUGUUAUUAGUUCUCAGGAGUUGGGAGAAGAGAAGCAAUGACUAGAUUGGUGGUUCCUAUGUUUCCUUUCUGCCUUUCAGCCUCUCCCGGCGGGGCGAGCCGGCGCAUCCUUUCCGCUUUCUAUUCUAGAAAGGGGUUUCUAUCACGACUAAUCUGCAGUUCGAUGUCUUUAGCCUGACCCGAAACACCACUCCCGCGAGUAGAAAGAAAGAGAGAUGAUCUACUUGCAACUUGCUACUGCUGGUACCUUGCAAUCGUAUCCCGGCACCUUUAAAGCACUUUCCGGUGUCUUUCGCUCAGUUGCUAGCCCUGAGCUGCCUUGCCCAACUAAUACUAAUGCACUAGCAUCUACGGACGUUCUGCCUUGAUUUGACAUAGAUAAAUAGGAUGAAAUGGGCCCAAGGGAAAGCAUUCUUUUACUUCAUGGCCUGGCACUAUGCAGGAUUCGAUCUCUUUUCUCGUAGGAGGAUCUUCCGCUUCAUCUAUAGAUUCGUUUUCUCGUUGAACUCUUGCUUGAAAGCAAACAUGAUAUAGUGAUAUAGGCCCGGGGCCAAUGGGAAUCUCUUUUUCUCUUAGGCAAAGCAAAGCAAAUAGAAGUGAAGUAAAGCUUUCUCGAUUCGAUAUAGAAUAGAAUAGUGACGAGAAAGGGCAACUAGAUCACAGGAUGGGGCAUGAAAGCAUUGGAUUUGAGCUUUUAAAGAAGAAUUCAUUCGAUCAGUGCGGGUUCACUGCCUUGCUUGAAGCCAAUCUCUAUAAGGGAGAUGCAAAUACUUCAUUCUUCCAUAGUGCUGCCAAUGGAAGACACAGAAAAUGUCAUAUUGCUUGCUUCUUUGAAAUAAAUACUUAAGAAGCUUGUUUUUUAGUGAAGAUCAAAGGAAGUCACUAGAAGAUACUUUCUGGCACUUCUUUCAACUGGCUAAGAUAUUCCCAUAAGCGGCGCUUGCAUAUUAUGCUCUACUUUCCCCUUCCUUCAACCUUGCAUUUUGAUUUAGAAACAUUGGCUCAUUUAGAUUUAGUUAGAUCUGAGGCCGGCAUAGGCUGCAAGAGAUGUGCCGCAUAAGCUGAAGUAUCUAAAUAAGAUAGGCACCUGGAUCUGGAAACCUGACAAGCUCCAUGACUCCAGUCAUCCUAGCAUCAAGUACUGUAGAUACUGGUGUGAAAAACCUUCUAUGUCGUCAACAACUAUCAUAAUUAACCCAAGAACCAGUUUGCAGCCAGUACCAGUACCUGUAAUGGAGUGGAGUCAUACCCAAACUUUAGGAGCCACAACCCACCAUUUUCCCUUCCUUGCUUAUGGUUUGGGAAUGGUAUCUCCUUGAACAAGGUAGCUGUGUCACAUAUAUUCCGUUAAUGGGAUGGAUUUUCUGCUUUCGGAUGGUGUGAUUUCAACGUUGAGUACCUACUAAGAGUUAGUUCUCGAUGGGCAAUAAAUCAUAUUGAUGAAAAAUCACCAAGGAGCAUGAAACAAAACACAUAACUUACGUACCCAUUGUACUUAGAGCCAAUAAACUACCAAGAAUCUUCUGUCUCAACCACUUUCUUAUUGUCUUUACAUCGAUUUCUAAAUAUAGGAAGGGAAAGUAACGGAGAGCAAGCAAAAGAAAUAAAUCUAUCAACGACCGACUUCGGACUAGAAUCUAGAAACAUACCUAAGGGAAGAAAGCAUAUUUGAGGUUUACUCCUUCCAUGUCUAGUAGGAGUGCGUGCUUCUUAUCUUGACGCUAUACAUUCGGUUCAGUCAGUCCCUGAGACUUCCCAAGGUAAUCUUACCAAACAAGCAACGGAUUGAGCAACUAGCGCGAAAGCCGUUGCGCGUUAGCGCAUUCUCCACCACAUCUUGCUUGGCUUGCUGAAUCAGCAUAUGGAUAUGGAUUACUUCAUUGAAUUUCUUGGCCCGAGCUCUUGUGAUUGGUCUACUUGGCAGGUGGAAUGGAUCCUUAGCAGGUUCAUGUGUUCCUUGUUUACGUAGCUCUUCUGUUGGAUCACGUAGCCCCUCCGUUGGAUUACGUUGCUCUGCCCUUGGAUUACUUGAGUCAUUUCUUGGUUUACUUGGCUGCUCCGCAACAUGCUGGUUCCUUUUGUCAUAAUACCUAACGGCUGUGGGCAGAAUGAAUGAAAAAGCAGAUGAAAGACACUAUACAUACCAAUAGAAUGAUAAAUUUAGAAUAAAGCUAGGUGACGUCACGGCAUUUGAGAACCAAUUGCUUCUUUUGCUUUUCACCAACCUUCAUGUACAAUCUUAUUUCGUAUUGGAGUACAGCCUAUCGUAGGCCCAGCAAAGGCAAGACGGAAAGCAAGCAUUAAGUGAAGAAGCAAGGUCCAAACAAAGUAGUGAAAGAUUUACAUUGAAAAGCUUCUCCAUGUCUAUAUCUGUCCGAUGGACCAAGCAAGUUCAAAGGAAACGGCUUCUCUACUGCAUAAAAAAACCAAUCCAAUGAAAAGGUUAACGAUUCCUAUAAAUUGAGAAAGAAGCAUGUUCUUCAUGCCCAAAAGCGGAUAAAGUAGAUGGAACCUGUUCUCUAACCUUCUUUUUGUAGCAGAUACUGCAUAAAGUUUACCUGCCUUGUAAGGCUUUUGUAGGAUUAAUCAAAUUUUCUUUUUAUCGUUCUAUCUCAGAGUAUCCAUUCAUUCGAUCUUGCUAUCCGCUCUCAAUUGAAUCCCUUCUCUGUUGUCGACAGGUGUGUCCGCAUCAGGACCAGAAUCACGGUCUAGUACCUCCGUACUCGCUCCUACUUUAUUAAUUAGGAAGUGAAGUAGCCCCGUCUUAUUUUCUCGAAAUGCGUAGAUCAAUGCUAAUGAUGUGAUUACUGCCUGGAUUCUUGUCAAGGGAAAUAGAAAAACACGACUUUUGCCAUAUAGCGAGAUGGACUUUUGACUACGGCAAUCUACUGGACCGAGGGAAAACCUUCCUCCUUUGUCAACAGUGAGUAGAGGCAGGCUAUUGGUUGGUUCGAAUCAAGCUGUCUUUCUAUCUCUGGCUCUGGAAUUGACCUAGCAUCUACAGACGUUCUGCCUGGAACAUAGAAUAACGUUCUUCCCUUUCCGAUUCCGAUCUUCACUAGGCGUGAGAACUCUUAGGUAAGCUGCAGAGCAGCAGAAGUGAGAAUUGGAUUGCUUUGGAACUCUCCAAUAGCGUUUUCUUUGCUGGCUUCGUAAUGGAUUGAGGAGCCUAUUUGCCUAAGCGAAUCCCAUUCACUGAGAUAGCGCUGCGCUGGCUUUCAAAUGGAUCAAAUCUUCCCCCUUUCUCUCGAGGUCAAAUCAGCUAUCAUCCAAACGGGGUUUCUGACGAAGAUGCUUUCUUUCGUAUCGGUCGUAUCAGGAAGUGAGAACAGAACUCUUAUAUUAUACGAGUGAUUUCUAUUCUAGCUGGCACUUCUACUUCGGGUAACCUAUUACAAGGAAUGUUUUCCUGGCCCCACUAACUAUGAAAUUCUUCGAUUCUCAUCUCAUAAGAUCUGCCGGUUCGCGCCGCACUCUUGCUUGAAACUCUACUUUCGACUCUCUAGAUGACCCUGACACAGAAGCCGAUUCUUCUUUCGCUUUCAGAACUACUUUGGAGCAGCUACCACUGAUUCCGGUGAGGUUGGAGGUGCGAACUCAAUAAAAUAAUUGGAGUUGGCCAUCGGAAAGUUCUAUUUGGCAAGCAGAUAGGACAGUCAAGGUGCCGGGAUACGAUUGCAAGGUACCAACAGCAGCUUCUGUUCGUGGAUACGCCGGUGGAAGGUCAGCAGUGCCAGUCAAGGGGUUCUCGUCCUUUGGGCAAGCUUUGUUGAGAUGUUCGUGGAGCAGUCUUUCGUUUCAGGAAGCAGGUCAAGCAUCGGAUUAAAGUAGCGGGGGAGAUUUGAGAAAUCGAUUUGCAGAACAGGACGGAAUAGGCAUUCUAGAGAAUAGCCCCGCUUUUCUUAUGCAUAUGCAUGUGCCAGACUUUCUCUUUUAAGAAAAACCCUUUUUCUCUUUCUUUUCCUUCCUCCGAACAAGUCAUCUUCCUCAUCCGAAUGAGAAUUUACUGAUUGCCAAACCACCUAAUUAUCUCUAUGAAGGACGCAUGCUCACACAUAAUGGGAAUUGCAUAUCCUUGGGUUUUUUGGAGAAGAGUCGCAACUCGAAAGAGCCAAGAAGGGGAGAGAGAUGAUGCGCUAAAAUAAGGUAGACCGGACGGGAGAGAGAAGCGCCAUACUCGCAUUAGAGAAUCAAGUCAGGAGAGGGAAGUAGACGACAAUCAUGAAAUCGAUAUGCGGGAGAAUACACAAAAGAUAGGCAAUAUACUCCACCUAGUCGUUCUGUUUCGAAAGUAGGAGAAGCUAUCACUUUCACUCAAGUCACUCUAAGUCUAAGGAAGGGUUAUAGCCAUAUCUGUUUAAGGAUCUGUCUUAAAUGAGACCUAAUCCCAGCCCCCUUUUGAACAUACAUUGUUGGAUUCUUCUUCUAAUGAUUGGGAGAACCCACGCCACACUAAUGAAUGACCUCUUUAGAUUAGAAGAAAUAGAGGAACAUGCGUCUUCGAACGAUGCAGUCUCACUACGACCUGGAAAUUCUCUUAUUCCCCUAUCCAAAAAGGGAGUCAUGAUGCCAAUGAACCCCAACCCUGCCACACGCGAAACACACAGCGAUCUAAAUGCAAAGAAGAUAUGAUAUAUAUGGGCUUUUGGAUUUUCAAAGAAAGCAUGUUGUUGUUCUCCGAACUCUUCCCUCGAAGAACUUUCGAUAUUCGCGCGCCCUCAUCCACGUCUUAAAUAUUGGAAUAAACCAGCGCAUUGAUUUUCUAUUUAUCAUAACUUGGGCUUACCACUGGGAAUUCACCAUUUCUCCAUACAAUACAGCUUUGAACUUCACUGAAAUUACAAAUCGAUUCCUGGCUCGAGUAGAGUCUAUGACAUCAAAUGAAAAGAGAAUCCUAGGUUGUUUCAUAGGCAAGACAAUCAAAGCUCUUUUAUUCUAUGAAUUAUACCUCAUUGGGUCUGAAUCUGUUCUGUAGACUAGCCCCGUCAAUCCUUUGCUAAAUAGUCUUUCUUCAGUCGCCGAUGUCACCUUUGGUACCGGAAAUCCUAUAUGACCAUCGUUGCUGCGAAUGGUUCUCUUGGGGCGGCCCACCUAGAACUAACUCCCUUGAGUCCUUGACUACAUGAAAUGGGGGGUCUGACUGGCAGGAAAAGAAUCGAAUGGACGGAAGAGCACUGUAGCAGAGCAUAGAGAUCCGAAGCAAUGCAUUCAGCAAGAUAUCAUGGAUUGUCGCGAAAAGCUAGGAUGGAAACUGGUUAUUGGCUAUGGCCCAAGCUAUUGUCUUGCAGUGGAGGCGAAGCAAGCAUACUCAUCAUUGAGGUCCCACCUGUCUUUGUUCUGCCUUCCUAUAUGCUUUUCACAGUCUCGUGAGGGAAGCUUGGCAAGCUAGCAAAUGCUGGGUGGGGAGGAGAUAUCGGCGAUCAAGAAACAUAUAGCCGGUUAGGUGUGACUUAUGUGCAGAGUGCCUUAGUUCAAUAAACUACAGCAGAAAAGCUCAUUUCUUCCAGCAUCAUUUCUUCUGUAAUUAGAUUAGAAUGGAAGCACAAAAUUCACUGUGCUAGCAUGGUACUGUCACAAAUCAGUGCUGUGAAUUUCUUUGUACUACGGAGUGGAGUGCUUUAAUCCACUCGAUUCCCUUGGGGAAGCAGAGGAGUAUUCAGUGCAACUGUACCCGCAACCGAGCUAUCUGAAAUUGCUAACUCACCUCUGUCUCUUGAUACGACUAUUAUUGAGGGGAGGGAGAGUCCAUUCAUUUGCCCAUCCUGGAUAACGGGUAGAGAUCCUAGCGGUGAAUAAUAAGAAGCCUUUGGAUUUCAUCUAAGCUGUUGACUCCCAGUAUGGGAUGGGAAGACUGUGCCUAUCUAUGGCCUCUCUUUGUUAACGCCUUAACCUCGUUGCAGGUAUUCCGUAAAAUGAAGUCAUCUAUUAUUAGGUAGCAAUUCAGGAGCCUUUCCUGUACUUGAAGGCGGAUUAGCAAGGGAAUGAAUCUGAUGAAGCUGUUCCUCCGCUAGAAUAAGGGGGGCAUGAUCGCUGAUGCAGAAAAUCUCUCCCGGGGUGAGACCCAAUAACGAAAAUCCAUGAAGCAGUGAAAAUAUAGCCUGGUUAGAGUGCCCUCCCUCUCCUUUAAUUUGUCAUAGUUUGUUUGAUUUAUCAAUGCGAAGAGUGAAUCAAAAAAUUGAACUAGUGCGCUAAGUACGUUGCUACAGACCGGAAUGGAGAAUGGCAAUAGCAUUUGGAAGGGAGUGUUUCUAUUUCAAUAAUUAGACAACAGCCGUCAGUCAAAAUACUGAUAUCCCCCUCGUUCACUUAAGUGGUAAGAAAUGCUUUAGGUGAACAUGCAUGCAGCAAUAAUUAUGUCUUAUUCAAUUGUUAUUGAUUCCUACUCCGUACUUGACUAUGAGAUAGAGGAAGGAUCUUAUAAUUGCUUAUAUAAGCGAAUUCAAAAUUCUAAGACAUAGGUUUCAUUAUGCGGGGCGUAGCGAAAGCAUUCAACCUUCUAGGACUAAGCCUAAGGCCUAUGGUCCCUCAAAAAAGAGAGAUCAAUCGUUCCUUACUUUACUGCAAGAAAGAACACAUUGAAAGCUACAAGCCCUUACACCAGGGAUGAAGUAGCUGCUUCGAUAGGACCAGGGACACUACCAGACUGAGUUGAGUCUGACACUAGGGAACUUGGAUUCAUAGUACGUGCUCUACGCGAUACACAGACAGAUAGAAUAGCCGGAGUACGGUAGGAAUGGACUGCUGCCAAGCGAGUGGAUUUAUGAACGAGCCAUUCAUUUCAUUUAAGUAGAACCGCCCCUUCUACGCCGCCUACUUACUUAAUAAUCAAUUGCUCGAGCACUUAUUUAUCUUUAUUUCAAGUAAUUUACUGUCUGCUUCGACUGCCCUCAAUUCAUUGAUUCGUAUUGCUUUCACUACUCCUACUGAUGACUUCGUGACUUUCCUCCUUCUAGGUGCUUCAAAUCUACGUUAUCAAUACGGAAGAGGGCCACCUUACAUGAAGCCCGCCCACCUUACGGGAAUGGUAGUAGGGUUGUCGAACCGUCGUAGUGAGCGGGGUGUGUUGACAGCUUUCACACGGGCAGGACUACGUGUUAAAGUCGAUGGCGAAGAAGAAGACAGGGCUUAUCGGGAAGAGGGGGUAGUAUGAGUAGGAGGUUUGAUUGAUUUCAUUCCUGAGUCUUCUUUCUUGCAUUCCAUCGUUACUUGCGGUGCAAUCUGGAAGUCUCAAAGCGAGAACUGAUUUCACUUCUUCCACUGAAUCCCAGGCUUGAGGGCUUCACCCAUUUUAUAACCCCGCGGUAAAUUAUUACUUUAUCAGUUUCUGUGCUCAUGAGAACUAACAACAGAUCGUCACCAGCGUCUGCAAGUACACAAAGGAACUGCUGAGUUAUGUAAAAGCCGGUUUCAUCCCUUGGUCAUUAUGGGGCAGUGUCAUAGUCUACACUGAGAACAGUGAAUUUCAUCUCAGGAACGAGAUCUAUAGUGGCAAGGCGGUAACCGCACAGCAUAAAGAACUCCCUAAGAGCAUGGAGUGAAUAUCCUACUCAUCAUCCUUGAAUUAGUAGCCAGCCCAAGCAUUGCCGUGUACUUUGCAAUAUCCGAAUGUGGGUCCGUUCAGUUGGAACACGACUUCAAAGCCUUCUGACGAAGGUGGAGAUAAGAUUACCCGAAUGAUAUAACGCGGAUAAAUAAAAGGAAUGAAGUUGGGAUCAGAAAUUAGUUGCAUUGGUGGUGUGGGUAACCAAAGCUGGGUGCGCGUAAAGAUAUUGGUAAGGACAAUCUCAUGCGUGGCAUCUGAUGCAGUGAUAAGGAACUCAUUUGAGGUGAGGAGAUUUCCGAGUUGAUCCAACUGUCCUAUCUUUCAAUUCGCUUAUUGAAUUUGUGGGCAAGGACGCAUAUCUUCAGCUGAGGAAAUCUUCAGUGGGCUAAGAGAUCCAGGGUUAAUCCCUGAUGUGGUCACAUAUAGAAUAUGAAAAUAUCAGGAUGCUGCGGCGAUUCCGCUAGAGCUUUUGAGCUGCAUGAAGAAAUGUCAAGUUGCUCCUCAGAAAAUUAGUAGAAUAGUUUCAUUGGCCUUCGUCAAUGGGACAAACGCUCCAGUGUAUGCGUUACAGUUACUGGGAAGCUAGCAUUUUUGCUUGUCAUGGAAUCAAGUCUAUUUGUUCGAAUGUUCUUUUUUUGGAAAAACCAACCACAAAAAAAGUCUCCCUUUCUCUUGGAGCAGAGCUUCAUCAUAAAAGUGGAGAGUCACAAUGAGAUUUAGUGGAAUGGAUAUGAAGGGUAUAAAUAUGCUAUUUGCUGCUAUUCCAUCUAUUUGUGCAUCAAGUCCGAAGAAGAUCUCAAUCUAUAAUGAAGAAAUGAUAGUAGCUCGUUGUUUUAUAGGCUUUCUCAUAUUAAGUCGGAAGAGUUUAGGUAAGACUUUCAAAGAAACUCUCGACGGGAGAAUCGAGUCUAUUCAGGAAUCAUUGCAGCAAUUCUUCAAUCCUAACGAAGUCAUUCUGGAGGAAUCCAAUGAACAACAACGAUUACUUAAUCUACGGAUCAGCUUGCGAAUUUGCAGCACCGUAAAAGUAGUAGAAUCAUUACCAGCGGCACGCUGUGCGCCUAAGUGCGAAAAGACAGUGCAAGCUUUGUUAUGCCGAAACCUAAAUGUCAAGUCAGCAACACUUCUAAAUGCCACUUCUUCCCGUCGCAUCCGUCUUCAGGACGAUAUAGUCACAGGUUUUCACUUUUCAGUGAGUGAAAGAUUAGUAUCCGGGUCUACAACUUUGGUAGAAGCUUCUACCAUAGAACAAAUUCGAGAGGCCUUCUUAUUAGAACCCAGAGACCUAAUUCGAGAAGGCUUUAUAGUCCUCAGAAAGGUGAGGGUGGGGGGUAUCCCCGGGAAGAGAUCCUGUGGAGACGGGGUGGGCCUGUAGCUCAGCUCAGAGGAU
Molecule: messenger RNA, 15420 nt
Organism: Zea mays
Lineage: Eukaryota; Viridiplantae; Streptophyta; Magnoliopsida; Poales; Poaceae
Product: ATP synthase protein MI25-like
Exons: 1
Coding region: 14740-15405 (221 amino acids)
Biological process (GO): proton motive force-driven ATP synthesis
Molecular function (GO): proton transmembrane transporter activity
Source: RefSeq, a predicted model, not a curated record